AUGGAUGGCAACGAUGAAGAGAUGUUAUCAACCUUUAUGAGUGAUGGAAGCGACGCACGAGCCUGUCAUCAUGUCCCACAUUUUAACCUCUCCUUCAUGACUGCCACUCAGCAACCUGUCUGCAUCUGCUGCCACUGCCAGGCAACUGAUGGGGGACCUGGUGUGGCGCAGUUUCGGCGAUUUGAUCCAUGUGGCAGGGGUGGUGUGAUAGACAUAAACAAACAUCAACCAGACAUAAGGAAAUAUAAACCAGACAUAAACAAACAUAAAGCAGACAUAAACAAAUAUGAACCAGACAUAAACAAACAUGAACUAGACAUAAACAAACGGUACCCAGGUAUCCUUGAGCCUAAUGGAGCCGUCCUGCAGUCCAACAGCAAGAAACCUGCCCAUGACGUCACCAGCCAAACACGUGACCUGACACUCAAACAGCCAAUCAUGUAUCAGCUUUCUUGUAUCAAGUUGACUGACCUGAAAUAUAAAUUGAACGGCUGA
Molecule: messenger RNA, 495 nt
Organism: Helobdella robusta
Lineage: Eukaryota; Metazoa; Annelida; Clitellata; Rhynchobdellida; Glossiphoniidae
Exons: 2
Coding region: 1-495 (164 amino acids)
Source: RefSeq, a predicted model, not a curated record